Astrephomene gubernaculifera is the source of this 1348-nucleotide messenger RNA. The record is from the annotation of a GenBank genome assembly. NCBI's taxonomy places the organism in Eukaryota, Viridiplantae, Chlorophyta, Chlorophyceae, Chlamydomonadales, Astrephomenaceae.
AUUGUUGUGUAAAUGGUGCCAGCAUAUAAUACUUUCGCACCACAGUAGGUCUUACGGAUUACAAUUACUUGAUCGCCACGCAAGUCCUGAUAAUCGACUGCUUAGUCCUUCGCGGCAACGAUGCUUAGCCAGCUCAGCCCGUCUCUACGCACUGGUCGCCAUGCAUUUACUUCGGCACAACGUCCUGUCAACCCACGUCCACUUGUGCGCACCCAGGCAUACGUCGAUGCAUCUACAAGCUACGCCGUGCUGCAGCAAGGCAUAGCAUACGCUGUGGUGCUGGGCGCGGAAGCCGCAUACACUCGGUCACAACUACCCGAAGGCACCCCCGGCAGGCCCGCAGUGCUGCCGAUAGCGGGCGGAGUGGCGGCAACUGGCCUGGCGUGCGGGCUGGUGUCCCUCCACAACGAGCAGCUCGCCACACCGGCCUUCCUGCUGGGGCUGCUGGCCUCGCUGGCGAUGUUCCUCUACGCCGCAAAACGAACAACGGAGACCAAGCAAGAUGAUUCGGACUGGCCCGGACCCAAGGUGUGGCCGGCGGGGAUGACCCUCGUGAGCUUCUUCGCGCUCAACGUCUUCAUCCAGGCCUUGCGGGCCGAGCUCUAGACAGCGGCGCUGCAUUUGAGACAAGCAGCCCCUGCUAUCCAUGUGGCCUCAGCUGCGUUAAGCGCCAUGAUGGAAGCCCACAUUUUGGAGAGCCUCCGGGCGCGGCUAGUGGCAGACGGAUGGCAGGCAGACAAGGAUCGGCAGCUGGGGGUCGUGUUGAGCAGCACCGCUGUGGUGCUGCUAGAGGGGCAUGCAGGCUAAGGCCAUGUUAGUCAAGAGGUGGCUGCCGCAGGUGGUGUUGAUGCGCUGCUGGAUUGGGUGGUGCAGUGGUGCAGGCGUUGCUCUGGCAGAGGUGGUUGCCGCGGGCGCAGGGUUAGCAGGUAGCGGAUGCAGGCUGUACGGCAGGUGCUAUUGCUGCCGCAGGGGGCAAUGCCAGAGGAAGCGCGCUGUGCGUUGCUCGUGUGCGCCAUAACAGCUCGAAGUGCACUCAACCAACGGCAGCCGCUUUAUGUGAGGGUGGGUGCCUUGUGCCGCGGGGAGAAGGAGUCACUGCACAGGGUCCACACGCUGCCGUGCUUUGCAAGCGGAGAAUGCUGCGCUACAGAAUGCUGGCGGAGCACGGGUGCUGUCGUCAACACGAUUUGUGUCAUUCUUAGGACAACCUGGCAGGGUGUGUGAGGGCAUGUGAUGUUUGUGGUGUACUAUGCUCUGGGAUGCUUGAGUAGUGUCUAUGACUUGCUUUGUCAUCCUAAUCGGCGCAAGGUCUCCAAGCAAGGGAUCAGGCACACUACUUCAGCUGUAA